GCUGCUGCCUCCCUGCAGUCCCCUCCCUCCCUACUCUUCCUUCAGUCUUUCCCUUGCUCUCCUUGUCCUCUAUUCCUAUUUCUGUCCUCAUUCCAGCCUUGUCUUUAUCUUUUUUUCCCCCAAAAUGUAUCAGAACGCGUGGAUUGCCAACUAUCUCAGCCAUGUCAAGUGCUGUCAAGGCAUCACAGGGGAGGCCAUCACCAAAGUUGCCAGACCCAAGCUACCGCAAAGGGCUUUUAGUUUUCAUAAACAGUUCUCAUCUGAGGAUAAAGACGACGUUGCCCAGACCCCAAAGGCUGUCGAUGUCAAUCAUAUUGUCUCUCUACCCAAAGUCUCAGAGUUAAGGAAACGUUUUGAGCACCUCAGUCAAAGUGACUGCUGGGACAUGAACAGGAAAGAACGAAUUGCACGGCGGCUGGAAGGAAUUGACGAUGUUCAGUUUUCACUUCCAAGUGCCGGUCUGGUGACCAAUCGGUUAUUGGAAGAAGACACUCCCAGAUACACUCGUGCCACGGAUUUGUGUGACCCAUGCACAGUUUCUGUUCAGCACUUUAGCAAAGAUGAGUCUGGUCUGUCAGACCCUCGCAGUUUGGAGAGCGUUUCACUCCACCGGAGCCGGAUGGAAACGCACAUGGCCCAAACCGAGCCUCCCUACAACCCCAGCUCUGCUUUAACAGCCGAACAGGAAUCUAAAGCCGAGCGCAUUGCCCGAUACAAGGCCGAACGCAGACGCCAGCUCUGUGAGCGCUACCGCAUCUUGCUGGAUGAAGAGGCAGAUGCAAACCAAGUCAGCCAGUACUCUAGAAUGCGUCGGGAACCUGAGGGGUCAGAGCGCCAGUACAGGGGGCAUUUGGAGGGAAAAGAUGAAGUGGAGCAUAAUGCCAACACCUCUAACGUUGACGCAGAUAGAGUGACUGCUGAGGCCAGUGUGGAGCAGGAGUGCAGCAGAGAGCAGGCUGAGGUGUUCUCUGAACAUGAGAGGAGGAUGAAUCUGGAAAACCAGAAAAGGGCACAUGACCAAGGAAUAGUGCAUGGAGGAGGAGUAGCUCCAGACCACUCUGCCCCUUACAUAGAUACUUCAGGGGAGGCCAAAGCUUCAAGGGAACAGGGGAUGACUGACUCACCCAAGGCGAGCCAACCUGCAAAGCAAGUGGCUUCUCUUGGGGAUUUUGGAGAACAGCAGGCUCAUGUCCUCCAAAAGCAAGGCGCCUAUAGUCAAUGGUCACUCCAGACUGAUUCAGAAGGAGACACCAUUUCCCCAAUCAACUGGCCCUCCAGAAUCCGAGUCAGGGAAAGACUAGCUCGUGAUGGGCUAUCGCACCAGAGUGCAGAGCUCGGUUCCCCAUCAGAUUUCCCCGAGUACCAUGGUCAUACACAGAUUUCCACUACACACCAGGAACAUCCAAAAUCCCACUUCCCAUACCAUCUGUCUAAGAUGAAUCAUUCCCAUACUGGGCAAGCUGAGCACCAGGACCCUGGAUGCUAUGGUUACCUCUCCAUUGGCACGGAGCCUUCAUGCCCCCAGGUUUGGCAAGAAGCUGAAGCGCAAGUGAAGGAAAUGGGUAGUCAGGCAAUGGCAGAGGGGCUUCUGAAGACUAGGAAAGCAGUUUUGCCCUCUGAAGUCAGACAGAGAGAGAGAAGUGUUGAUGACAUCCACCGUGGAAAAGCUAAGGAUACAGAUCUGACCUCCUGCCACCAGGAACACACUGCACCAAACAAAGAGGAAGUCCUGGUAGCAGAGCCCAGAGGAAGGCAGGGACGAUGGUCACGGAGAGAUGAGUACACUGAUCAUAUAUCUCGACUUCAAGCAACUGAAGAAAUGUAUGCAAGAACCAGGCAAGCCCAGGAGAGAGCACCCAAUGGCUGGUAUAACCAACAUGGAAUCAGCUGCCUGCCAUCAAGCAUCCAAGGUUCUGCUCCAGCGUCAAGUGGUAGAUGGGCACCAGAGCCAGCCAAACAAAUGAGUGGAUACAUAUCAGACUCAGGGAAACCUCAAACAACUCUUGCAGCUGCCAGCCAGGAAGCCAUCCACAGGAGAGAGGUGGUCCCUCAGGAGACCAGGGCCACCAGAGACAAAUCGCCAGUAGACAGGAGAGUUUCUGUAGCCCAAUUGCGCCAGUCCUACCUUCAGACUGCAACGAGUGCCCAAAAACCUGAGCAGGUAGAGUGCUUUCCUGCAUCUACUGAGGUGCCCUGGAGAAGCGAGCGAGGUGGUAGCAGAGCUUCCCGUCGCCCUCGGCGAUACAUAUCAGCCCAUGAGAAAGAGACUAGAAAGACUUCCGAGAGAUUUAGAACUCAGCCGGUCACAUCAGCUGAGUGGCGGGAGUCUGAUAGGUAUUGUCCAAUCCCAGAACCACAAGUCACUGAAGUGGAUGAGGAGAAGUUGGAUGAGAGAGCAAAGAUGAGUGUUGCUGCCAAACGUUCUCUCUUCAGGGAGCUGGAGAAAAGUGUGGAUUGUGCAGCUUUGAAGGCCCAAAAUACUGCUUUAGCACGCAGACUGAGAAGAGGUCAGGACCGCUACCGUACCCAGCCCAUCACAUCAGAAGAAGUGGUCAUUGCUGCUACUUCCCCUGGUCCUCUGUCACAGACUGUGUCUGUUCAUUCUUCAGUAAAACGUGUUCCUAGUCCUACUGUAAUCAGCAGCACAGUCACCCAACACAGCUCUGUGGCAAGAGAGCCAGCACGAGAGGCCCGAUUGCUACAGGAGACGGUGGAGGCGGAAAAGGCUCGCCACACUGAAGAAAGCCAGGAGGAGCCUGACCUGUCCACUCUCAGCCUGGCAGAGAAAAUGGCCAUCUUUAACAAACUCACACAGCAAUCCAGUAUCCACACCGUCCGCCACAGAGACACACGGACACGGCGCAAUAAUGCCCGCUACCAGACCCAGCCUAUCAUACCUGGAGAGAUGGAACAGGAUGGCUCGGGCUCUGAUCUUUAUGAGGAGGAGAUGCAGCACUCAGACGGACUGAGUGAUCUGGACCAUGUUGAAGGUGGUCCUCAAGUCACCACCUCCUCUGCUGUGAAUUCUACCACGGUUUCUACAGUCCAUGCGGGUGAUAUCCAUCUGGCCCAACCCACUGUGUCCAGUAGCUAUAAUGAGCGAGAUGUGCCACCUUGGCACCAACCACAACCUCUUUCAGCACUCCAGAACCGCAAGGGUCCCUCUGAGCUGCCUGAGAGGGAGGAGUCCAGCAUGGGUCUGGGGGUGAGGAAACUGCCUUCUCUGGAGAGAGUGAGGCAGCCAAACAGAGAGGCAGUGACCUGUGACCUCCAGGAAACAGACGGACAUCAGAGAUCGGGAUCAGCAGUGCCAGGUCUUCCUGAUCAAGCUGUUUCAGUGAGGGCUGCAGCAGCGCCGACUGCAUCUCAACUCUUGAACGGGAGCACUUCUCUCCCGCAGCGCGCACACACUCAGCAGUUACUGGAAGCUGGCAGAGAGGCUGUCUCGGAGUACAGGGGGAGGAUCAGAGAGAGGGAACAAGACCCCGAAGAGGAAGAGGAGAUUUCAGACAUCAUGUCGGCAAGACAGAUGUCCAUCAAAGAGAGGCUGGCUCUGCUGAGGAAGAGCGGUGAAGAAGACUGGAAAAACAGAAUCAAUAAGAAGCAGGAUGUUGUCAAAGUGGCCGUUUCGGAGAGACAUGCACAGCUGUGGGAGGUGGAGCAGACCUUUAAGAAGAAGGAGCCUGUUUUUUCCUCCACUUUUUCCUCUGUGCCUCUGAGUGCCUCUGAGUCUCUGGAUCCCAUCGAACCCCUUUCCCAGACACAACCCUUGCUUACGCAGGUGGAUGAACGUCACCCCUGGAGACGCAAGAGGAUAGGCAAUGAGGUAGUGGAGAGCCAGCAAAUCGAGCGCAUCGAGAUGUCCAUCCAAGAACGGAAGCAGCUCAUCACGGCUCAAGAGGAUGCCUGGAAGGUCAAAGGUUAUGGAGCUGCCAACGACUCCACACAGUUCACUGUGGCUGGACGUAUGGUCAAGAAAGGUCUUGCAGCCCCUGUGGUGCUUACAAAACCAGUCUUUAGUCCUACAUCAUUGAAAAACAAGAAUGCCAUCUCCAAACCUCAGGAAGAGAUCGAGGUCAGAGAUGAUAUAAAACUUGAGUCCGACAAGAAGCUGGAGAAGCUGGAGUCCUUCCUGGGUCGACUCAACAAUAAAGUGGGCGGGCUUCAGGAAUCCACACUUACAGUGACUGAGAAGAAAGUUAAAGAGGUCAUGACUCUGGACGAUGAGUGUUUUGAUAAGUUCUACAGGCACACUGAUGAACUGGCCAAUAUCACCAGUAAAGUGGAGAUCGACGAUGAUUUUGAUGCCAUCUUUGGAACACAGAUUCCAAAGCUGACCUCCGAGAUGGUGCAGCACAAGCGUGCGGUGCGUCCAGCCCGAAAUGUACAGCCUUCCAGGAACCCUCUGAAGCUGCUGGCUGCACGAGAGGACAUCAGACACGAGUACACAGAGCAGAGACUUAACAUCGGUGUACUCGAGAGCAAGAGGCUCACUCAGGAGAAGAUGUGUAAGAACAGUGGGUUCUCUGCUGUGGCUCUGGCAGGCUUGGCGAGUAAGGAGAACUUCAGCAGUGUUAAUCUGCGGAGUGUGAAGGUGGCGGAGCAGAGCUCGCACAACAGUGCCGUGCCUUACAAGGCAAUCAUGCUCCUGCAGGUCAAAGGCCGACGGCAUGUCCAGACUAGGCUAGUUGAGCCAAGAGCUUCCUCUCUGAACAGUGGUGAUUGUUUCCUCCUGAUUACACUCCAGUACUGCUUUAUGUGGGUGGGAGAGUUUGCAAACGUCAUUGAGAGAGCCAAAGCUGCAGAACUGGCCACGUUCAUCCAGACCAAGCAUGACCUUGGAUGCAGAGCCGCUUAUGUUCAUACCGUAGAGGAGGGUAUCAAUACCCACAGCCACGCAUCCAAGGAGUUCUGGAAGAUUCUGGGUGGGCAGACCAGCUACCAAGCUGCAGGGGAUCCAGACGAGGAUGAGUUUUAUGAGACUGCCAUAGUGGAAACAAACUGUGUCUACAGGCUGCAUGAGGACAAGCUGGUGCCUGAUGAUGAUUACUGGGGCAGAGUACCACGCUGCUCCAUGCUCAGCCCUACAGAGGUGCUGGUCUUUGAUUUCGGCAGUGAAGUGUACGUUUGGCAUGGUAAAGAGGUAACCUUGGCACAAAGAAAAGUGGCAUUUCAGCUGGCAAAGCACCUCUGGAAUGGGACAUUUGACUACACAACCUGCGACAUCAACCCACUAGAUCCAGGAGCGUGCAAUUCACUGAUCCCCAGGAAAGGGCAAGGCCGGCCAGACUGGGCUGUCUUUGGCAGGGUGACCCAGCACAAUGAGACUACACUGUUUAAGGAAAAGUUUCUAGACUGGAGUGACUCCAAGGCUUCAAAGAAGGAUGACGUACAAGCUAUUGAACACAAGGAGGUGCAGAGUAGUGAAUUCCAGUCAUGUGAUGUGUCUCGGAUGUUGUCGUUGUCCCAGUCCCCUGUUCGGACUGUUCUGGACGGCAUGGAUGUGGGGCGAGGUUAUGGGAUGGUGGAGGGAGAUGACAGGAGGAACUUUGAGAUUAGCACUCUGUCUGUGGAUGUGUGGCAUAUCCUGGAGUUUGACUACAGUCGGCUGCCGAAGCAAAGCAUUGGGCACUUCCAUGAGGGAGACACGUAUGUAGUUAAAUGGAAGUACAUGGUCAGUGCAGCAGUUGGAAAAAGGCUGAAUUCUGAGCGGAUUGUUGGCCCCGGUAAAGAGAAGUGUGCAUACUUCUUCUGGCAGGGUCGUAAUGCCACCGUUAAUGAGAAGGGAACAUCGGCUCUCAUGACCUUGGAGCUGGAUGAGGAGAGAGGAGCACAGAUCCAGGUGCAGCAGGGGAAGGAGCCCCCCUGUUUCCUACAGUGUUUUAAUGGAGGCAUGAUGAUUCAUGCAGGAAAGAGAGAAGAGGAAGAGGAGAAUACACAGAGUGACUGGAGGUUGUAUUGCGUGAGGGGCGAGAAGCCAGUAGAGGGCCACCUGCUGGAGGUGGUGUGUCACUGCAGCAGCCUGCGCUCUCGCACCUCCAUGAUUUUGCUGAACAUCCCCAAAGCCAGCAUAUAUCUGUGGCAUGGCUGCAAAGCCCAAGCGCACACGCAGGACGUGGGCUGCACUGCUGCGAACAAGAUUAAAGAGCAGUGUCCUCUAGAGGCUGGCCUUCACAGCAGUAGCAAAGUGACCAUCCACGAGUGUGAGGAAGGCACUGAACCAGCAGCUUUCUGGGAAGCUCUUGGGCGACGUGAUCGUAAGGCAUAUGACUGUAUGAUUCAUGAUUUGGGCAAGUUUAACUUUACACCACGGUUGUACCGCUUAAGCAGUGCAUCGGGGGAGUUUGUUGCUGUGGAGUUGAUCUGUCCAUCCAGAGAGCCGAACCUGGUCAACUCGAUGCCUUUCCACCAGGAAGAUCUGUAUAAUGUCACCCAGCCAGCUCUGUUUUUGGUAGAUAAUCAUCAUGAAGUGUACCUGUGGCAGGGCUGGUGGUCUCAGGACAGUGAGAACACGGGCUCCGCCCGCAUUCGAUGGGACUUUGACAGGAAAUGUGCCAUGGAAACUGUGCUCCAGUACUGUCGAGAGAAGAAUGAGAAGAAGCCUCCAAAAGCCUACUUGAUUCAUGCAGGACUGGAGCCGCUUACAUUCACGAACAUGUUCCCAUGCUGGGAGCACAGAGAGGACAUUGCGGAGAUCACGGAGAAGGAAGCAGAAGUGUGUAAUCAGAUCAUUCUAGUGGAAGACGUGUUGGCCAGACUCUGUAAGACCACCUAUCCAUUGGCUGAUCUCAUGGCACGGCCUUUACCAGAAGGGGUCAACCCUCUGCACCUCGAGCUCUACCUGUCAGACGAAGACUUUGAGGGUGUAGGGGCCUAUGGGAAGAAAGCACUGGAGAUGACUAGGAUGGAGUAUGAAGCUUUGCCAGAGUGGAAGCAGGUGAAUUUGAAGAAAGACAAAGGAUUGUUCUAGUCGGUUUAGGAGUAUGAAGAUGUACACAUGGGACAAUAAUCGCUGUUGAAAGACAUGGAACAUGAACGAUGCACCACGUGCAUUCCGUUUUUAGCUGAACUUUAUAAAUGUACACAUGUGGAUGUGCUGGUGUGAGUGAACAGGAAAGGGAUAUGAAAUGAAAAAGAAAGGAGUGGCGAAUAGGGACAGAUCAGCAGAGGUUUACCAGCCUCUUGGAUCACAUCUCUUUCUAUUCCCACUUUUUUUUCCAGUUUGUUCAGUUGUAAAAAGUUGUAAAUUACUGUAAUGUGGGGAUUUUUUUUUUUUUGAGAUUGUUUAUCAGCUUUGUUUGUUCAUUCCACUACAUGUUCAUGUAGCAGAAGUCAAGCUGCCAUUAGUUUCCUAUAAACUAAAAUCUAAUAGUGGCCACAUCGCACCAGCAGACUGUUUUUAUGCUUUAAAGUGCUCACCAUUAUUUUACUCGUGUAAACACUUACAAGGAUUUUGUUGCAGUAAAUGUACAGUAGAUUGAGUUUCUGUAAUGUACUAAUGAUCCUGUCUAAUGUCACUCUCAGCCUGAUCGACAUGCCAUCACAAUUUCCCCUGUUAUCAUGCAGGUGAUGAAAGGUGUGGGUGUGACUGAGUAAUGUGAGUGUGUUAACAUGAAUUUAAUUAAAUAUGGUUGAACUGAAGGUUAAAUCUCCUUGCUCAGAUUCUACAGUGUAUAGUGCCUUUUGCUUUCGUGUACAGUUUGUAUAAUGAGAGAUAAUGGUAUUCAGUUUUAAUAUUUUUGUGACUAUAUAAAUAUUGGAGAGAAAUAAAAUUAUGAAACGA
This is a messenger RNA of Neoarius graeffei (lesser salmon catfish), 7783 nucleotides long. RefSeq names its product supervillin a (gene svila). Gene Ontology annotation, cellular component: actin cytoskeleton; cytoplasm. The transcript has 43 exons. Gene Ontology annotation, molecular function: phosphatidylinositol-4,5-bisphosphate binding; actin filament binding. Lineage: Eukaryota; Metazoa; Chordata; Actinopteri; Siluriformes; Ariidae. The coding region runs from base 125 to 6970 and encodes 2281 amino acids. Gene Ontology annotation, biological process: actin filament severing; cytoskeleton organization; barbed-end actin filament capping. The record is from RefSeq and is a predicted model, not a curated record.